AUGUUAUCUUCAUUACUGCGUCCAGUGAAAGCUCGACGACGCGCUCAAGAGAUACAUUCCCCUUUCUCGACACUGAAUGUUGACCGAUCUUCACCAGCUGCGGCUACGAGAGAACGUUUACCUCGACAUGCAUCCGCAGAUUUUACGGAAACGGAAAUAGAAGAAGAUACAGAGGAGGAGAUUGCGCAACAAAACGAUGGGGAGGAUGAAGAUGAAGGAAGUAAUGAAGACGAAGUAGAAGAAGAAGAUGGUGAUGAAGAUCAGCCUCUCUUGCCUAUAUUUUCCGCGGCACAUCUUGAUGCGCUUCCAGUGUAUAAUCUCACACAUGCCAUUCGACUCAUCAUACUCCCGCGGACGGAAACCACAUUGACAUGGGAUCAAUUACGGUCACCACAAGUCUCACAGUUCUUAGUGAAGCCUAUGCAACAACAAAUUCGAAUUUCGCACUUUAAUCGAGCUACUUUAUAUGCGUUGAUGGCAAAUUGUUUACAAUUCAAAAAGGAGAGUCAAGCAAAUCCAGGUAACGCAGGGAAUAGCUUAACCAGAGCUUUAGUUUGCGAGCUUCUAGCUAUCAAAUUAUUGAAGGAAUACAACACUAGAGAGUUAAUCGAUGCUCUUUCCUAUGACUUCUUUCCAUUACAAGGAGUAGCAGAACCAAAUCCACCCAUAACAAACUGGAAUCAAAGAAAUCGUGCAAAACCAGUUGCUGCCAGGAUCUCGACUUUGGAGGUAGCUAUUAGGGCGUCUGCGAAACGAUUUUUGGCACACCCACUCGUAGUGCAACAACUAGAGGCUAUUUGGGCUGGAACAAUUGUAUUCCAUUCUGCGGCGGAUAAUCUCCAUCGUACAUCAAUAAACCGGACUGAACUUAAGAAACCAAGUCCAAGCAAUGGCACUGCGGUCCCAUUACUUACCCGUGAUCAUAUUCAAUAUGGGGCAACAAUCAGUCGCCCAAAACUUCAAAAUAAAGAACCAGAAUCCGAACAAGCGAUCCAGACCUUGACUAGGAGAACGGUCACAUUAUAUGACCCAAGAGAUGCAUCUCUAUUCAAGCUUUCGAGAUUGAGGGUACCAAGAUAUCGUCAAUUCUUCUCCACUUGCUCACUCGCUAUCCUUCUCGUUCUUUUUCUAGCUGUUCUCAGUCAAAGAUCAACAGACAUCACCGGUCUCGAAGUCAUAUUUUGGUUUUGGAGUGCAGGUUUCAUGCUUGAUGAGGUAGUUGGGUUCAAUGAACAAGGGUUCUCGUUAUAUAUUAUGAGUUUCUGGAAUGCUUUCGACUUGGGUAUUCUAGUUUUACUUACUGUUUACUAUUGCAUGCGGCUGUAUGGCAUUUUCUUGGUGGACUAUGGAAGAGAGGAGUGGAAUAGUAUGGCGUAUGAUGUUCUUGCAACUAAUGCAAUCCUACUAUUCCCUCGAUUAUUCAGUGUUCUGGACCAUUACCGAUAUUUCUCACAACUAUUGAUCGCAUUUAGAUUGAUGGCAAUUGAUCUUGUGGCGGUGUUUGUACUAAUUUUGAUAGCUUGUAGUGGUUUUUUUGUUGCAUUCACUCUAUCGUUUGGGAAAAGCGAAUACGAUGCAGCAGGAGUUGCCUACAAGAUCUUUCAGAUAUUGAUGGGAUUUACCCCUGCGGCAUGGGAAGCAUGGGAAACUUACAAUUUCCUAGGAAAGGCAUUACUUGUGCUGUUCCUCUUCAUUUGUCACUUCCUCGUUAUUACCAUUCUCAUUACGGUUUUAACAAACUCCUUCAUGUCAAUCGUCUCAAACGCAAACGAAGAACAUCAAUUCGUCUUUGCUGUCAACACAAUUUCUAUGGUUAAGAAUGAUGCCCUCUUCUCUUAUGUAGCACCUACGAACAUUCUUGCUUGGGUUCUUACACCAUUCAGAUUCUUUUUUCCCUUUAGGACAUUCAUCAAGAUGAAUCGUACUGUUAUUAAACUGACUCAUUUCCCUUUAUUGUUCAGUAUAUGCGUCUACGAAAAGAUUUUCUUGGCAAGAUCUGUCUUUGAACCUACGGAUUUGGUUGAGAAAGCUGGGCAACGAUCGAAGCGAACAAUAUCGUUCCAGGAUCGCAGGCAUGGACUCUUUAGUCCUAAUUUGAGGAGACAUGAAUCUUCCGUUGCUGGUUUUCAAAAAGACAGAGCUCUUGAUGAAGUAUUUAGGCUAACGCCGAGAGAUAAUCUUGGUAGAAAUCGUCCUAGUUUUGAUCGUCGACAAACUCAAACUGUCAUCAAUAACUGGAUGGAACGUCAAGAAGACGUUGCUAGUCCACCACAAGAACAAGAUCGUUCUAUAUUGGAAAGAUUAGAGAUGCGAAGGCAAUCUAGGCAAGCAAAUGCCAUGAGGCAUCGUGCACUCAGUCGUCAGCUUUCCGGAAAUAGAUCUGUGGCUAGUGACCCAGCAGAAUUCAUGUCUACAGGAUUUCAUGACAUGACUCGAAUUUCAGAUGAUGAAUUACAUCCAAAUGAGUUUGGUGGGGGUCAUACAGAUGCAGAUGGAGAUGAUGAAUUGUUGUCCAAUGAUGAAGACGAACAUACCGAGGAUAAGCAUACAGCGACGAAUUUCAGCCAAAGUGGUGCUGAAUCAGAAGAAGAGUAUUUUCAAACCCCAACUGCAACGAGAUUUAUCUCUCCCAUUGCGGCUUUCAAUCCCCAGCAAGAUAUCACUCAACAAAACAAUUCUCCCUCGAAGCAAUCCAAGUCUACACCAAAGAAGAAAGCUCAUGAUAGGAACUUAUCAACGACGACGAUUCUCUUCAACCCUCUUAUUCAAAAUUCUUCAUUCUCGUCCAAUUCUCCCCCUCGUUCACGGCCAUUAACAGCAAAAAUGUAUUCACAAGCCAAUACCGGAACCAAUACCCCAGCAGGCCAAUCAGGAUCUCGUACUCCAAGAACCGCCAACUUCACCAAUACAACUGUUCGACCACGUCCUAUUUUACCCAACCGUACAAAUUUUCAAUCUGUUCCAAUUAUCACUAAACCAGAUCCUGCACGCAAUCGCGUUUUGCGUCAUAAAGAAUCUAGUUUGAAUAUCAGUUUAUCGGAAAUGGGUCUUGAGCACGCACAACUUGGCGCAGUACCGAGUUCAUUUCAAACUCAAAUGGCUAUCGCUACAAAGAUGGCGAUGAAACGUGAUAAAAAAGAAGAAACUGCAGAUGGUAUGAUGGGAAGAUUGAUGCUGGCAAGAAUGAAGACUUUGGAGGAAGGGUUUGCUGAAGUUGUCAGAGAAUUUAGAGGAAUGCGUACAGCUGGAAAUUCUUCGGUCGAGAAUGAAACUUUGAUUGGAAAGCGGAAAGAAGGAAAGGGAGACAAGAAGAAGAAACGACCUGGCAGCGCCAAUCUUUCACAAACAAAAAGUGAAGUCAAUAUGGAAAAAUUCAGGAUGACAAGCUCGAAGGGAAAAGAAAAGGGAUACUUUGAUAAUGAUCAUGGUGGUCUUACUUCAACCAAUGGACUUGAUAUUGGAGGGGUUACUAGUCGAGGAACGAGUGAGUAUAGGACACCACAUGAAACGCCAGAAGCUGGUAUCAUAGCACAGUAUUUGACAAAGGGGAGUUCUUUGUGA
This is a messenger RNA of Botrytis fragariae, 3561 nucleotides long. Its product is annotated as putative integral membrane channel protein. The transcript is spliced from 2 exons. NCBI's taxonomy places the organism in Eukaryota, Fungi, Ascomycota, Leotiomycetes, Helotiales, Sclerotiniaceae. The coding region runs from base 1 to 3561 and encodes 1186 amino acids. Gene Ontology annotation, biological process: transmembrane transport; monoatomic ion transport. Gene Ontology annotation, cellular component: membrane. Gene Ontology annotation, molecular function: monoatomic ion channel activity. The record is from RefSeq and is a predicted model, not a curated record.